AAAACAGAAUUAGAAAAGCAAAACUCAACCUCUGAGCCGAAGACUUUUGUCACUCCAGGUUGUCGUUUGUCGGUUUAAUCCACACUGGUGUUGUCUGCUUGGCUGACUGCUGGACAUGAAGUGAUGAAUGGGACCUGCUCCAGGUCCUGAUAGAUUUUUUCCCACCUUGUUAUGAGUGUAUUGACUUCAGCUCUGAAUGGCAAGAGUGAGAAAUAGCAGUGGGGUUCGGGACUCCUCUGGGUGGGGGUUGAAGACAGGGCUCUCUUAAAGACCAGGCAAAGUGUUUUUUGUCCCUAAGGCUAAAGUCACAAUAAAUGAAACUAUUUUGACAAUAGAAGCAAAUGUUGACUCAUUACAAGCAACAUAGACAGAAGAGUUUUGUAUAAUUUCCUGAUGAAGGCUUGAUGCCAAAACGUGUCAAGUCAGUUUUUAAGGUCUACAUGACCAUGCCGUUUGAAUAACGACAUAUUAAUAGUAUGAAGAGAGUGCCUUGGAGUUUUUCUCUUUUUGCCUCAUAGAAAGAAAAAAGGUUCAAAUAUUUGUGAACUCCAGCUGUUCUUAAAUCUUAUCAUGUAGGCCAAUAUCUUAUGUUUUGACAUUUGAGGGCUUAGCUUGAGGGCUUAAAAAGGGUGAUGAUGAAUAAAAUAUAUAAAGUAGAACUACGCUUUAAAACAGUGUGAACUGCAAGCCCUGUGAUUGGUCUUCUUAGUGACAGUUAUUUCCAGUUUAAGGUUAAAUAAGAAGAGAUUAUAAGUAAAACAAAGGCUAAAAGAACAGUAUGUCAAAAUAAGAUAGAGGUAAAAGAGAAUAGAUAAAAGAUGGCAUCACAUAAAAGCAAAUCUGUAAAAGAUAAAAUAUUAAAAAAAAUAUUUCUAUGUUUUAUAAAUGUAUUUGCAUUUCUUAAAUAUUGCCCUAUUUUUUUCCAAAAUAUUUUUGUGUUUAUAAAAAUCCAUAUUUUUGGGGGGAUUUAUGAAAAUUAUCUUUCCAAUGUCAAUGAAAUAUUUUUGUUUGAAGUAUUUGUUAAUUGCUUCCCUAAAAAAUUGUGCCAAGAUUUUUCUUAAAUCAAUUAAGAAAUUUAUCAUUAAAAACAUUAGGAUUGGUCAAUGGGGGGCCCGCAUCUCAUGUCAGCCCCAUGGCCUUAAAGCAACCCUGGAGGUUGUGAAGGACUUUUUUAUGUGCUCAGAUUAAUAUAAAGUGUGCAACCUGACCUUCCAUUUUUGGUAUUUUGAAUAAGUUAUUUAAUGUGGUUAUUUAAUAAAGCCCCAAAACAUUUUUUAUUAAAUACAGAAAAACAUAUGUGUUUUCAUAAUUUAGUUGUCUCCAGUAUUGGCUAACAUUCCCAAAAUAUUUCUAUGUUUAAAAAUGUAUUUGCAUUUCUCAAAAUUUGCCCUGUUUUUUUUUUUCUUAAAUAUUUUUGAGUAUAUAAAAUUAACUUUGGUUUCAUUGAAAAACAAAAAAAUCAAAAAUGUUUGUUUAUAUAUGAAAAUUCUCUUUCCACUGUCAAUGGAAUAUGUUUGUGUGAAGUAUUUGUUAUUUACUUCCCUGAAAAAAUGUGGUAAGAUUUGUUUGUAAUCAAUUAAGAAAUUUAAAAUAAUCAUUAAAAACGUUCGGGUGGGUCAAUGGGGGGCCACAUCCCAUCUCAGCCCCAGGGCCUCAAAGCACUAACUGUGGCCCUGGAAGUUGUGGGGACUUUCUUAUGUGUUCAGAUUAAAAUAAAUCAUGCAACUAAACCUUCCUUUUUUAGUCUUUUGAAUACAUUAUUUACUGUGGUUGUUAUCACCUUUCUAAGUUAAGUUGAAAUUAUGUCUGGAAAAUAGGAAAUGGUGAACUUCCUGACCUCUGCAUCUGUCUGCCCGUCUGACGUCACGCGGUUGCAGGCGCGCACGGUCAGAGGAAGCGCAUCGAGCUUUUGCGCCAAAUGUCUUCAUGUCCUUCCCAGACCUCCUGCUCGGGCCAGAAAAGAAAAAAAAACCAAGUACAGUACAAAGAAAUGCGCCUGUCUCCCAACUCCACGUUAAAACAGUACCGUGUCCCUUUAAAAGCGUCUGACAAAAAGCCCAUAUGAUCCCCGAGCUCCAAUCACCAAUUCCUCCUGCAAAAGCAGCCUCUGCAUUUUUGUCUGUCUGAAUGCUACAGCAGCACGGGGGGGAAAGACUGAGGAUAAGGCAAAUAGUGAGGAAAUGUGACAAAUCAACGGUCUUUUUCAUGGCGAAGGGAAAACUGGUGCGAAAGGAGUUAUUCUGGGACUCCUUUGAGCCUCGAAACGCUGGAUCAAAAUGGUAGGCUACAGAGGAGCGCUGCAUUUUUGUUUAUUUUUUUGUCCCUGUUUGAUCUCUUGCAAAUUUGAGCUACUUAGCAGGCCGAUCAAACUUACCACACUUGUGCUUCAUUAUGUGCUGGGACCACCGGCUGUCACUUUGGAUGUAGUGCUUUGUAGGAUUUGCGGGGAAGUUUGUAACUUGCCGACAAGGCAGAAGUUGGAAAUUGAAGCUGCUGAAAGAAUGCAAUGGCUACAAUAGCUACAUUGAUGCGGAGAAGGAGUUAAAUUCUUUCAUAUCAGGGCGCUUCUGCAUAAAGGCUCAGGUCGAGACGGGUGCAAAUGUAGGAAGGAUGGGUGAAACUGAACCGCCAGACAGAGAGACAUGGCAGGACAAGUUUGUUCGGCUUUGACAUUCAUGCAUGCAGAGCAGAUUAGUAAAAAGGAGAAGAUACCACUCUUUAUUUUCUGUGUAACUUCACUUUGAUGCAGGUGACACUCAGGAGGAGGUGUUUGUAGAGGUAAAAUGAGGAGAUGUAACCCUCUUAGUUGUAUUGAAUACAGAAUAAAUUGCAUUUGUAGUUGUUCAAAUCACAGUUUUAUUGUAGCCUACAAUGUGCCAGUACAACAUGUGUUUGUCUGCAGAAUGAGGUCUGUGUCUGUUUUGGGAAAUGCCUGAGUUUGAUUCACCAACAUCCCUCUGUGACUGUGAUUAACUUGUAUUUUUAACUGGAUUCUUGAUGUUUCUAUUCCCCCUGUGUUAGCACAUAUGCAGAUGAUGGUGCACAGACACAGAGAGAGAAAGAGAGAGAGUUAUGGGAAUAGAGGCAGAUAGUCAGGCAGACAGUCCGCUCUGUCUCCAGGGUCAUUUUAGGAUGCCUCAUUAGAAAAGCAUGUGGAGCCUGAUGCAGCGGUGGAGUAAUCCCAGCGCGCGUUCACAUCUGGAGGCUUGGGUUAAUAUCUGGGUCAGGUCAGCGGGGUUAGCCCUGGUGCUCGCUGGGUGGCUUCUGGUGGGAGCAGAGAGGAAGAGGGAGGUUUUGGUACUGCUGGGAGUUUUUUUGUUUUUUUGUAUUUGCUUUUUUUUCAUACAGUAAUCUGUGAUCAAGUGCAAAGCAUGUUUUUUUUUUUGAAAAUGCAUUGUGCGGGUGAUUAGAGGGUCUGUAUCUUCUGACUGUUUUGGUAAACAUGCCCCAGAUAAUUUCUGCAAUUACUUUGUUGACAGCAAAAGCGGAUUAGCCCCUGCCAAUUUAGUUGUUAUCAAUAGCCUCACCUUAUAUCCUGUAAACUUCACAUUCAUGGACAGAUUAGUGAGCGGCCCUAUCGGGCGCAGGCUCAGUGGCCGGAAGGGUCAGAAAGCCUCUGACGACAGCCUCUGUAAAGAGUGACUAUUUGUAUACUACUACAAACAGACAUAAAAAAAUUUAAAGGGAUACAAAGCGACAAACAUAGAUGAAAUAGAGAUUUAAGGGAUUCAGAGUUCAAACAAAAAAAUACAAAAAAGUGCAAAAUAACUCAAAAAUGUGUGAACUACAAAGACAUGCAAAUCAGCCACAAAGACACAAAACGAAAAGUCGCCUGUUUGUGUCAUUUAUGAGUGAAUUAAAAAAAACAACAUCAGGUCAAAACAAACUACUUUAAAGAAAUGUAAAACAACCCAAAAAAAAAAAAAAAGACACAGAAAAACUAAAAUAACGCCAAUCCCCUCAAAUGGAUGCCGUUAAACUAAAAUAAAGAAAUGUUACAUAAAACAACUACAAAGAGAUGCAAAUCUCCCUCCGAAAUAUUCAGGAAAAACUAUAAAAGACUUGUUUUUUUUUCCCCACAACAUCAACAAAACUCACUUCAACCAGACUUAAAAUGAGAAAAGAAAACCAAUCCCACAGAGAUGCGGGAACAAGGGGAAAGAUGUUCACAGCUCACACAGAGACACAGAGUGGCUGCUGAGAGACAACACUUGGAGGUCAUACUCUUUGUGAUCAUUUGUCUCUGGCUCUUGCGUGUCUCUGUGCCCUUGGUGCAAUAACGAGUUAUUUUUUUUUCUCUAAUUAAAUGGAUCAUCUUAAAUGUCUUAAUUCCUUUACAAGUAUACACUGCACCCUUUGUGCCCCCUGACGCUGCUUAAUUUCAGAGAGCAUUGUCAGGUCCUGAGCAGCUCCUUCUCUCUCCUCUCAGGGUGCUGUGAGUUUUACGUAACUGCCUAUUCAGGGCAUUCCUGCCCACCCUUGACUUUGAGGCUUCACUGUCUCUGGGUGCUGAGCGAGGAAACUUGUCUUUAGUCCUUGUGACAAGUGCAGCCAUUCUCCAGCCCCGGCAACAAACUCCAGCAGACAUCUUUGGCCCCUGGUGGGAGGCGGCUCUCCUUGGAAACUCAGACUGUACUGUAGGUGCUGCUAAUUUAUGCCCCUGAGAUUAAGAACAGUGGACAAGGCUGCAGAGAGCAAGGUCAAACUCAGCCGGCUUAUGUAAGGGCUUUUUUGUUCCUCCUGGUUAAAAUGGCAUAAGUUUGUUUCAAAAAUUUUGGCUUGUUUUUUGUUCUUUGGAAUAAAUCCACUUUUUACAAUUUUUUUUUUCUCAGCAGCUAGCUCACUGUCCUUCGGUCUCUUCACCCCUGUGGCUUUUCUUUAAAAAUAACUUUGAACUUUAUUAUCAAAGAGGCCAAACAGCUUUUCCCUUCUUGUGCAGCUUAAUAUGAGGAUUUCUAUUAGCCUUUCAUUGUCAGACGUUUAAAGAUAUUAAGGGAGUUUUUUUUUUGAGGGGCUCUGUCUGGAGUGUUCUUAUAGCUUUUAGCAGAAUUUAGGCCACAGAGAGAGAGAGAGAGAGAGAGAGACUUAAGAGGAGCUGUAAAGCAGAUCGAAAUGAGUUUUCAUGCUGUUUUCAGAGAUUUGCUGGGCAGGAGAGCAGGGAUACUUGAUCUGAUAGUCAUCGCGAAUAUUUGUUUCAUUUGGUCACACACACACACACACACACAGAUUCAUGUUUGGGUUUUAUAGAGAAUGAUGACACUCUUCUUCUUUAACAGCUUUCCUCUGUUUUAAAGAUGUUCAACAAAAUUAACCAGUAUAACUCCUUUGAAAUCUUUUUAUUUACCUAUUGAAAGAGUACUCUGAUUUUUUUUACUGGUUUAUUUAAUAUAAAAUUCAAUAUAUAUGUGUUGCUUCACAGGCGCAUCUAUGCUUUGUACAGUCAAAAACCAGCAAGUACAGAUUCCUGAGAGUCUUUGUCUCCAGCCAAGAAAUAGUUCACAACAUAACUCAUCCUAAAAUGGCAAAUUCAGGUGCUACAAAGUGUGUUUUGUCACUUUACAACUAUGCUGACUCAGAUGCAUGGUAACCUGCAAAUGGUCCUCCUCUCCUGCUCUGAGCCCAGAGUCUGAAUGACAGUGAAGUCACAUCAUUCAGAGCGCCUCCUCCAGACUGGCUUCAUUAUAAUGAAGAUGUGACAUGCGUAAAACUAUUAAUAGCAAUACACAUCAGAUAGUUUUCAGUCAAACCUGUUUUUGUCUGUUUCAAGGGGAAGAUCUCUGCAACCAUAAUGUCAUCAUAGAUAAUCAGCUGUAAUGCUUUUUAAAAAGUACAAAUGACUGCAAGUGUUUUUUUUUUUUUAUGCUGGGUUGAUCUGGACCGUCCUUCUGUACUGGCAGCAGUAAAACCUAGCGUACACAUAGAGUCUUACACUUAAUAUCCAUUUGUACUGAAAGUUUCCAUUAUUGCCUUUUAUUUAACACUCUCUACACCUUGAGACCAAAACCCGUUCCUGAAAAUUGCAUACUAUGUCUUUAAGUUCAUAUUCCCCGUUUCCCAGCAAAUUGAUUGGUUGCAGCUAUACAAAGCCGAUGCUCCUCCUCUACCUCUUUUUCCUCUCCGUCCUCUCUGACCUUCUCAUCAAACAUAUCAACCGCCUCCCUUCACACACACACACUCACUCACACACACACACACACACACAGAAAGUAUUGGCACAGCAGUGAGAUUCCCCUGAUAAGCACCUCUUUAGAGUCUUGUGUUAGCCUCCUCUCUGUGUGUCAUGCUAUGAAAGGGAUAAUAAAGAUAUCACAGUUUCAUCUGUUGUAAUAGCCUCAGGUAUGUCUGCACCUGCCUGCCGCUUCGCAUCAGAACAUCCUUUUAGAUCACCUCAAAGAUUUACCUCUCACUCUCUGUGUCAUACACUCAAAAAUAUCAGAUUUAGCCCCUUCACUGAUUUGUUUUUCUCUGACUUGAGUUUGUUGUUUGUAGUUUAUAAUCAGAAGAAUACUGUUUGUACCCUCCACACUUUAUUGAGCCACAGGUAUUUGGCGUCAGAUCCCUGUGUUUACCGAGUGUGCGUUUGCCCCCACGUUGUGCACAUGCGUUGUACAGCAUCCGCCUGGGAACAGUGUGUUAUGACUCCAGCAGAGCGUUGGUGUGUGACGCGUUGUAACGUGUAUGUGAGCGGGAGAUGCCAGCACCACAGGCCUCUCUCUUGGCCGAGCUUCCUGACUCAGCGCUUCCUCACCCCGCUCAUUGGCCCAGACACAAACUUCCUGGCAGAGCUUCAGUGUGGACGCUCUAACCUCAUCACUGACCCUCUCCCUCCCUUUACACCCACCUCCAGGCAGCUCCUUUGAUUAUCCAACUGCUUGUCAGAGUCGUCUAAACUCCAGACUGCUGCUGGUUGAUGUCUUCUUACAGUGCCCCUUCUUGGGCAACACACACAGUCCCGAGUACUGAUAGUGUAAAAAAUGCAUAACCUGUCUUCACCUCCUUCAGUCGCACAAAAAUAAAGUCAAAUUUUUCCUUGUGCAGGGGGAUGUUUUUGGAGCCAGGGCCUUCACUCAGGAUUGGCUUUAGGAACACUAUUCAGUUCAUUUCCUUUUCCCAUGCCUCUCAGAUUAACACAGCAUGUGAUGUAGCUUAUAGCAACAAGAAAUGUAAACAGACAGAGGCAUGCAGAGAAAAGAAACAGAUCUUUCUUAGCAGGUCCAAACUCACAUGAAAUUCUAGGCUAUAGUAAGUGUAGGUGAACAUCAAGUAAAGGAGACCCGGGGAUUCCACUGAAUCAGGAAUGGCUCUGCUCCACUCCGGACCAGCAGGCGGAUCAAAUACGCAAGCAUGCAACACCCACCAAAUCUGAUCCACUGCCGCCAUCGGAAUAGAAUAGCUUGCAAGAUUACUGAUAUUUCUUGCGAGAUCUCACGAGAUCGCACAUCCCACAACCCUGGCCUCUCCUAUAAUCAAGUGAAGAACAGUUCAACGUAUUUAUCUUAUUUUGAAAAUUGACCGGUUAUUUUAUUCUGUAGCCCCAUACAACUUCCGCUGCUGCUUGUGCUGCGCUGCACCGAACUGAUGCGCCGUACUGUGGCGUCCGGCAAAAAUAGAAGUCUUGUGUGUCUGGUCAGGCUGCCAGAGCUGAUCAACAGACUGAUUGUGCGGAAUCACACACAUUGAUGAUAAUUCUUGCGCAUUUGGUCCAUCUGCUGUGCCAGAUUGGAGCGCAGCCAUUCCGGAUCCUGUGGGUUUUAGCCGAGAGGGGGCCAGAAGUUAAACCAGCAACUACUGCAAGAGCUUCAGCCUGUGGUGUGUGCUUUAACUGCUAACCCAAGACUGGUACCCCUAAACACAAGUUUAACUUCCUGAUAAAACAUCAUAGGCUCAGGCUACGGCAGAGCAGAGCCUCAAGGUCAAGCCAAGGUCAUAGACUCUUGUGUUAAUGUUUGUUGGGCUUUCUUGCAACAUAUUAAGCCAUAACUUGGGUGGAAAAAAAACUUUCUUAGGCCUGUACUCUGGUUUUAAAGUUUGACGUGUGUCCCAUCUGUUAACAUGGAGGAGGCAUGCUUUAAUGACCAGCGACCAGGAGGAGCUUCAAGUAUUUUGGAGCGCCGUUGUCCAUCUUUUUUUUCAACAGUAUGUGAUUCCCAGUUUUAGCAGUGCUAAAACAAACAACCAGCUUUUUCAGAAAACAACCUGAUAAAACAACUUUAGCACUUAUUCAGCUGCUGCAGUCCUGCACAUGCUGUCAAAUUUUAAUAUACUGUAUGUCACCAAGAUGCUGCUCAUGCUGUUCUCAUCCUUAUUUUUGUUUGUGCAUCCCAAUUUCAUGCUCCAGUAAACGCGUAUCAGUUGUAGAUUGGCUUGUCACCUGUGGUUGCAUUUACAUAUAGAUGGAAAUGUAUUUAAAUCUAAUGGCGGAAGCUGGUGAAGCUCCACGAGGGCAAUGCAGGGGCAAGUCCAAAACUGAGAUUAAGACGGGGGAAAAAAAGCCUACAGUGAGGAGGGGAGAUUGGAUGUCUGGGAUUAGAGCAGCACUAGUGCUGAUAAUAUUGUCUUUAUUAAUUGCAGCCAGCAGUGCCUGCUGUGGUUAAGAAAGUGAAAUGUUUUAAUAGGCUGAGGGGAAUAAAAUAAUUAGCUAAAGUAGAGGAAAAGAGGACUGAAUAACUAGCAGCAUAUUUAAAGUCAUUUAGGAUUUGCCUUUUGCAACAUAUUACACUUUCCUGAAAUCUAAUUUACUUCUUAUGUGUUGAGGCAGUUUUCAGUGUAUUGAGCUGAGUCAUAUAGAGUUGUUUACUCUCUUAUGUUCGCUAGCAAGCACUCCUCAAUAACUUACAGCCACAGCUUGAAUACUUAUCUAUCAAUGUGUAUUACUGUGCUCUUUACUAAUCACCAGGCUGUGUAGAAUGCUUGAGUCUAAUUGGUCAAAUCCAUAGACUGUAUAUAGAAUGGAUGCUGUCUGCCUCCUCCCUGGGUGAAGUCACUGCGAGAAUAGCACCCUCUGCAGUAUAGGUCAUAAAUCCCGCCUCCUCCAGCAAAGCUUAUGGAGCUGUGGACAAACUUAAGAAAUUGAUGACACAGAAUAUAAAAUUCUCUCCCCCUUGCUUGUGAUGUUGACAUGUAGUUAUUGUAAGACUGGUUUGUGCUCAGGUCCUCUUUUUUUCUGUACAGCUCAGUUUUUAAAAGUUAUUAGGGGGUUCAUGUUUUCUAUGAUUGACACUUGAUACAGCGACACAGCGACUCUCGGUGACUCUCCCACCGAAUGCGUACAACACUACUGCGCAAUGUUGGUUUUAUGAAGUGGAGAAAAAACACGAAAUUACGGAGAGCUUUUCGGCUUAAAUCCCUGUACUGGCGGAAGGCAGAACCAAGUUGUCUGUAGUAUGUACAGUCUAUGGUCAAAUCCCUAUAACUAGACUAAUUUUUCCUAAUAGAAAAGGUGAUGACAAGAGUAACCUGAUGACACACACAUCACAUCAGAUCAAUCUGAAUAACGGUGUCCACAUUUCACCUCUCAAUAUUGGCAUAUUGGCAUAAACGGUGGUGGAUUGAGCCCCAUCUUGUUAGAUCAGACCCACACCGGUCUCACCUCCACAGUCAUGAGUGUAACACUUGGCAGCAUUCAGUGGGUUUCGAUUGCAAGGAGAAAGUUUCUUUUAACAGUUCAAAAUGUUUAGCAGAAACAGACUCGUGUUAGACAGUCAUCUGCUGCUACCUCAUUGAGUUUAGAGAGGAGAGAGAUAGAUAGAGAUUAACAACAACAGCAAACAAACAAAGAGAUUUACAUUUAUAACAGUGUACUCAUUACAGGAACAUUAUGUUAAUGGAUAAAGUCAGACUUUAGUUUGGUAUAUGGCAAAUUAAAGUCAACAGGUCUGAUAAUGGUAACAGCAUAGCAGUGAUAGCAUACAUGCUAAUAAAACUGAGGUACCAUAUGUGCCCACUGAGCAUUUUUUGGUCUAAAAGAGGUCUAAUAGACGUCUAAAUUUAGCCUAGACGAAUGGUCUACAAUCAGGCUACCACUGGUCUAAAAAUGAAAGUUUUUUAGACGUCUAAAUUUAGACCAAGUUUAGACCAAGUCUAAAUCUGGGCUAUACCUAUACUACACUGUAUGUUGCUCAGCUAUCAUAAUUAUUUCGGUUAAGUACUUGGAGAUCAAUUAUGCAACUCACAGUUGCUUUUUGAAAUAAAAAAUUACUGAAUAAUUAGUUGAAGUGCAACGUCUAAAUUCUGUCUAAAAAUAUACAGAAUCUAGAUGGUUGAAAUUAGGUCUGAACAAAAAAAAAAACUAGACGUCUGAUAGCCGUCUAUUGCUCAGUGGGAUGGAGCUUGGAAUAAGAACAAGUGAUGCAGAAAGAAUCAAAAAGCUUUACCACUAAUAUUAGCUUUGUAACUGUGAUAAAAAAUACUGAGACUGACAGUAAUGAAUUUAAAUUAGUGUUGUAAUGGUGAAAAAAUGGAAACUGAUGCUAACUAUUUGAUAUAAGCACUGUAGCAAAAGUAAUAAAAAUGGCUGAUCAUUACAUUUUGAAUUGGAGAAGUAGGUGGUUAAAUAUAGGAAGCAAAUAGCAGACUAAAAAAGCUACUGAGGUAAAUCUGAUGAGGGGCUGGUGGAGACGAAAAGUUGAGUUACAAGGAGGACAAUGUAGUGACAGAUUUGCAUUCCCUCACUAACCGGAAACACGCCUUCGGAUCUGUGAAAGUGCUUUUCGAUGUUAUUGUCCUGACAACAGUUUAUUUGCACAGUGCCAAAAGACAACAUAGUGCAUGUGAAGUGAGGUUUGCAGAGGUGUCUGUCCAAUAUUGACAUCAUUAUCUUGUGUCGAGGGGCUCCUGUACAGCACACAGUGUGAAGGACACAUCUUUCUAACUCUGUGACGAUGUUGAAGCAGAAAGUUUGUGUCAAAACUGGUUAUGCAGAUUUAUAAAUGACAUCAUUCGAAAGGUUUUCUUAGACCCGUAAAAGCUUUUCCAUUUGUUUCACAGGCCCGGCAGUUCCCUCAUGACUCGUAAAAAGAUAUUUAUGAGUAAAAGUAGUGGAGAGGCUCUUUUUAUUAAUAAUAUUUGAGUUUUAAUAGAAUAAAAUGAGCACAUUUCCCAGUUUUAAAAGCUCAUGUGAGACCUUUGAAUUUUUUAUUAUGUCUGACCAUCAGUCUAAAACACAAAAUAUGAAAUUUACAAUGGCAUAGGAUACACUGAGAAAGCUUAAGAGAAGCCGAACCCUGAUCUUUUUUCUUGUAGAUCAUCAAGUAAGUUUUACUUUUUUUCUGUCUCUUAAGUUAAACCGAGUUUCACAGUUGACAUCUUAGAGAAUCUCACAAACUAGUGUUUGAAUUUUGAGGUCAAUUUUACCAGAACCACACCCCCCAUCAAUCCAGAGGACAAUUUAAUCAGUUGUGUCACCAUCAGCCUUAACACCAUUAUGAUUUGUUAAACACUGCCCUCCCAGUGGGUAUUAAACUCCACUUUAAUGUGGAUGUACAUGUGAGUGUGCUUCUGUGACCUCAGCAGUGAGUGUGCUGCCACCCGCUCAGCGACUCCCCCCUUUAGUCAUUGAACAUUGAUUUUUAUUAGCAUUCUUUAUCAUAGCGCUGUAAUGAUCACCUCGGGGCUCGUUUAAAGUGAGACCUUGUCUCCUGUGCUGUUACCAACCUGGCUCGGCUCUGCUGGAGCAACAUGUCUGAUUAUAGGAUAAUGUGAGUCCAACCUCAGUUAGAGCCUCUUUUUAUCUCUUUGCAGGCAUCAGCAGUGUCAUCACAUACAAGACAUUUAGUUAUCCUCUGUCUCCUGACGUGGGCACAAAUGCACAGUUAUGAUGCAGGUGUGUGUGUGCGUGUGUGUGUCUGUGCAGGCGUUUAGGACUGCAGACGUGUAGGUGGAUGUGCUUUUGCUUUUGCUACUGUAUGUGCUUCUUCUACCUCAAGGUCGGCUCUGGGUCUCUGUGCUGAUUGGAUUUAGAGAGAUGGGGAGGGGAGAGGGUGCAGACUGCAGACAGAGGAGAAAUCUUACACAAGAACUAUAGACGGCUUAGGACUUAGUGGGCUUUUAGGCAGAGACCUGUGAAGGGCCUCCAGUAUGAUGCGGUCAUCUGUAUCUUUGUUGGUCUUUUGCGUGUUAAAUAUGCAACUUUGGUGUGUCUUUGUGUUGACAAUUUGUGUCUUUCUGUGAUUAUUUUGAGAUUUUUUUUAGGCGUUCAUUACCUCUUGGUGGUCCUUUUGGGUUUUUGUGUGUGAUUUGUGACUCUAUACACUUUCAUAUGUGUGUUUUUUUGUAUCUUUCUGAGCCACCUUGCAUCAGUUUUCUUUAUUCCCUUUUUUGUCAUUUAUGAUUCUUUGUUGUUAUUAUUUGUGUUUACUUUGACUUUUUUGAAUUUUGAGUCUUUUUUAAAUUGUUUGCAGUCCUUUUGUGUCUGUUCAGUUAUAUCUCUUUCCAUAUUUUUUUCGAGCCUGUUUGUAGUUUUAUGUAUAUUGUAUGAUGUUCACUUUGUGUCUGUCUUUUUCUGUCUUUUUGAAGAAGUACACUGUCUCUCUCUUUUGUAUCUUUAAUGUAUUUCAGUCAUGCAGUUGCUUGUUUUACGACAGCAUAGUAUUACAGCCACAUUAAAGCUCCUCCAAGGAACUUUUGGUUUGUGUUCAUUUUGGCGUCUCCUGUGGACAAAGAUUAUCUUGUCCGACACAUGCUUGACAACAAAGCUCAUCCUGCGUGCUUUUGACAAUCAAAUGUGUCAUUUUUUGUAAAAAAAAAAAAAAAAAAAUUAAGUUUAAAGGAGAUUUAGAAAGUGUAUUUAAAAGUUUGAGCGAAAAACAGAAAAUUUUUGUCUUUGGUCGUAAUGGUUUGUUUCAAGAUCAGAAUCGCAUUUUUAGAAGAAUCAAGUCAAAAUGUUUAGAGAACAAAGUUGGUUAGUGUAUUAUCUUGUAAGACCUCUGGUGAGACAUUUACAUCUCAUGGUUAUUUGUCUCUUCGUAUUGUUUUGUGCCGCAGUGUAGUUAUUCAUUGUUGAUAGUCACUGUGUCAUAAACAGAGCCUCUUGGCCAGGGAUUCCCACUCAUCUCAGGUCCUGGUUUUCUAGGUUUGUUCGGUGACCCACCCGUAACCAACCAUGGUGAAAUCAGGGAGACAAUUUGGCAGGCUGUUUUCUGUCCAUUCCAGUCUUGCCCCAGACCUGAUAAGACCCAGAGGAUAAGCAGAGCCACAUGUGACAUCAAGAGAAUUCACUCCUCUGGCUCGGCUUUGCUGGGACUCAAACUCCCUGUCAUUUUGGCGCAGCUGCAGAGAAGGUCUAGUGAGCACACAGAGGACACAGUGUCAGUCAUUACCCUGAUGACUUUUUAAUGGCUGUCUGAUUGGACCCAGCCAGAGAUGACAUGCCCUUGUUCCGUGCUGUUUGGUUGUGUUUAUAUGGGACUGAUCUAUUUCUUGCCACGUUCAAGCACCCUGGCGUUGCUGUGAGGCCUGACUUACUGGAGUAACUGGGUGUUGUCUUUGUGGAGAGUUUGUGUGCUGUCAUGCUUUGCUUUCCUCUGCACUCAUGAUGACUCAGGAAUCUAUAUGUGUGUGUAUGUGAUUGUGUAUGUGUGUGUGUGUGUGUGUGUGUGUGGUGGUGGUGGUGGGGGGGGGGAUCAGGUCUCCUACCAUCUUCUUGCAAGUGACUGAAAUGAGGCCUGACACAGUGCCCACUCUCCUUCCUCUGGGUGUCAGUCACGCCAGGACCUAUGGCUGGACCCCUCAGUGUGACACGGCGCUCUGCAGAGGGCUGCUGAGUGUGCUCUUUACUGUGGGUUGAAGUGACUGAUUCCCCCAAACCUCCACCAUCCUGCUGAGUGACAAGAGAACUGCAGCAUGAACUCAUGAGCUGUCCUUAUGAUCGCAGGGUGAUCGCCCAUGGUUCCUUAUAGUCCUUUUGCAGGAAAGUGACCACACAGUUUGUUUGAUGUUUGACUGAUAAAGUGCUGCACUUAUUUGGGAUUUCAUUAAGAAUAUAGCAGAUAUACUUUUAGCUGAUGUAAAUCUUUAAAAGAGAUGUCAGUAUUUGCAGAAAAAGGGAUGUAUAAAUACACUUGAUUAAAAAUGUCAAACACAUUAUGAUACUAGCGCUCACAAUCCAAUUUUCUCAAAAUAUAUUGUAGAUAUUUUGUUAUAUACAGGCUUUGGAGAGGAGCUUUCUUUAUAAAACAGUCAUUUAUGAUGAUUUUGUUUCCCCUUUUUGAUUGCUUCAUCUCCCGUUAUGAGAGCAAGUGUGCUUUUAUUGUGAAAGGACAAACCAGGAACUCCAGCCCAAUAGACUCCCCAAAUGUUCUCCAGCAGGGCCCAGGUUAUAGUCUCUGACAGAAAUAAUGAAAGUGCAUCUUCAUCUGGAAUAUCUUUACUUGCUCCUAUCAUAUCUGUUCUGUACAGAAACUAAUUAAAUAAAUAAGAUUUAAUUCAACUUAAAGCUCCUGUGAGAAACUUUUUACCUGUGUUGACUUUGGCGCCCCCCUGUGGACAAAGUGGUAACCCUUUUUUUGUUACUGAUUUAGUCUCAGUUUUGUGGGAGUGUUGUAAAGUUAGUGAAAUUCAUCCCUCAUCAUGAAUAUUUCUAUGGCAAAAAUAACUUUUUUCAGCGUACUAAUGCCCUCAUAGCAGCUACAAGCGUUGAAAACCACAAUAUAGAGAUUGCCAGUCUUUGUCAACAAUGGUCCCAUUUGUUUUUGUUCAUUAAUGCUAAUGGAAACUGACAUUUUGCCACAGUGUCAACAGGUAGAGGUGAAAUGGGCCUGAAUCCUUCUGUCUACAAACUGAUAUGAUUUGAUGUGUGUUCAGGUUGUUCUUUGCCAUUAAGAAUCCAUUGCUGCUGUUGUGUGGUUUUGACCAAUCAGAAUCAAGUAUUUAACACAGCUUGGUAAUUGAUAAGAGAGGCAGGUAAUAGAACCUAGAGGUUAUCACGCUUCAGACUUCAUCAGAAGAACAUAUAGCUCGGCAUCAAGGCAGAGCAGAUGAUAGUCUACAAUGAAUUUGGUCCAAAAAUGUUGAUUUAAAAAAUCUUACUGGCUGUUUACAACCUGUUUCAGUUUGAAAGACACCAAAAUGAGUGUAUGAGGACACUGAGUUCAGUCUGAGCAAUUCGUAGGCAGACAGAGAGAAAGCUUUAACCCCCGCAGUGGUCUCCCCCAGGGACUCCCUCCUGCCUGAAUACAACCUGCCCUCCCUCGCACUAUUGAUGCGUCCAUGACUCGACGCUGUGCUCUGACAUUGGCCCCCGCUAAUGGCUCGAUCUGUUCAGUGGCCAAGGAGCAAAAACAAGACAGUCAAGGUAGAUGCUGUUUAGUUUUCUGCCUGUAAAACCGUCAUUAUGCACACACAAACGCAAAAAUACUGCAGUUAGAGUUUUAGAUUGACAUGCUGCACUGAUUUAUGGCCUUUACUUUUACUGUGAAACGUCAUCUGGAUCAUCAGAGUGAAAAGACAGCUUUUAAAAUGGUGGCCUAACUGCUCUGUAGCUAAGCUUUGAAGUUUACAGAGUAGUAAAUCUACAUGGGCUGUCCAGAGUAAAGGUGUGGGAGAGGGAGAGCAUUCUCACCAGUGAAAGUCAAAUUAGAAAGACAGAUUUCAUUAUCAGACCCUGUCUGGCACAAGUUCAGGACUCAACUGUCUGCCAAGUGCAGACCACGCUAACCCAGACAUCUUGGAGCUGGAUGAAGAUUCACCAAGUAACUCACAGAAUCCACUUUUUAUUUAUCGCAAGUUUUGAUUUAUGCUCAGACUGUGCGCUGGUUUUACUACUCUGAAAGGUAACCAGUAAUUCAGAACAAUGCAGGCCAAGCAUUUUGAGCUUUCUUUGCAGCUUCAUCAAAGCGCUGACAGAGUUUGGUGAAGAAAUAGUGGCAUUCAGAGACCAGCCGAUGAGUUAGCUUGACUCUGUUGCCUGCCUGAACUAACACUAUGCUCAAUUUAACUCCCCAAUGAAAUAGCAAGAGAUUCCUGGGUUGAUUUAAGGUCAACACUCACAACUGUGGAAAGUUUAAAGACUCUUGUGUAAGUAUUUGUUACAUUUUUAUCUCUUUUUUCCUCUUUUAAACGCCUCAGGAGCCCUCUCUUUUUUUCCAACAAAGCUGAACAUUCAGAUCAGCAUGAUGAAGAAAUUGCCCUGACGGCAGUGUUACUUUUGUCAAUGAAAAUGAUCACUGAUUUUUCACGGUUAAAUUGAGAUGAUGAUGUAAGUGGUUGGCUGAUUAAAAACUAAACAUUUGUUGACGGGACAUAAUGAUGUGCCAUCAUAUUUUAGACGGUCUAUGGUUGUUUUGUGUUGGCUCAUGGGUUGUCAAAUAACUUGGCUGAUUGAUUGCUAACAGAGGCGUACUGUUAUAACACACAGUUAUGGUUGAAUAAAUAAUAUCUUAGCAGGUUAGAGACAUUAUUCUCAAUAGUUGCCUCAGGAUACAGGCCUGUUGAGGCUUUGACAAUGCCAGAGGAUCCCUUCAUGUUUUGCAGAGCAGAAGAGUGUGGAAAGGGUGUACAUGGCUUUGAUUGAAGCCAGUUUAAAUGACUCCUCUUGUUUGGUGCGUCAGUAAUCCCCCCGCUGCGUGUUUGUCACAGGUCAGGCUAGAUAUGAAUAAUGUAUUGGGAGACAUCUGACUGAGAGGCUGGUUAAAGGUGGCGCUCCCUCUAAUGACAGCAAACAAGCUCUCUGCCUGACAUUUCUUAGAAAGGGGGAAGGCAGAGAGAGAAAGAGAGAGAGAGAGAUAAUGGCAGACAGAGAUGGAGGGAGUUGGGUGUAGUCCUUAAAUGCAAAGUACUCACUUGAUUUGUUUUGCCACAGUUUGUGAUGAAAUAUGACAAGCUGGCUUUGUCUGUGUUGCAUAUUGUGAUGAACGCAGCAGCCACAGGGUAACUACAAUGACUUGCAAUUUGAUUUAAUGGUUUUAAAGCGUCUGUUUGGAUGAAAAUAAUAGAAUCACACAGUGAUUGAGUCCCCUCUAUUGUUCAGUCGUGUACAAAUAAACUAUUAGCGCAUUCGGGUCUGAAUGUUUUGACUGCAGAAAUAUGAUGCACACACAAGAGAUCUUUUUGAGCAUCAAAAACUUUUCGCAUACACAUGAACAAUUUUUUUCAAAGUACCACAAACAAAACUAUGUUUUGUCAAACCUAACAUUGCUGCAAUCUAAUCCGUUCAGAUUAUUUAUUUCAGAUUAAUUAAGUAGUUACUUUCUGAACAAUGUCGUUUUGUUCACAGCAUGUUAUUAUUUCUGAGGAAGCCAAGAAGUAAUUGGGUAGCCUAUGGUAGCUAAUGGGCACAAAUAUUAAACUCUAGCUGUUAAUGAGUUAGCUUUUGCUUCAUUAGUUUGCAAGGUAGCUAUUUGCUGGGCGGCAUGCCAAAACUUAACUAUGUGCAUAAAUGAGAGUCUUAGCCGCUGAUGCUACAAGUACAGUUUCCAACUUUGACUACUUACAGACUUUAAGUCACUGAAAAAAAACAAGACAUAUUUCACACCGAAAUAAACAAAAAACAGGCUUUUAAUUUCUAUUUGGAAUUUAGAAAUGUAACCAGCUGAACUGAGGAUGUGGCCGGUUUUAGUUAGUUAGCUUUAGCAUCAGUGUCCUGAGUUUGCUGGAAAUUCAGAGUCUGGCUGACUACAAAGGGACUGUGACAACCUUGUUCAAGGGCAUGAAAUGUAUGUCAUUACUUAGCUAAAGGUAGGCUACAUGUCUUGGCCAAAAAAGUUUCGGUAACACUUUAUUUGACGCCUAUCUCUAUAACACAUUUUUAAUUUAUUCAUAAUGCAUUAUAAUCACGUUAUAGUACUGUAUAACUAUAGUUAUAAACACUCAUAAAUGAUCAUAAUGCUUUAUAGCAGUAAUCAUAACAUAUAAUAAAGCAUUUUAUCAUGACUUUCAAGGUCAGGUAUUAUAAUGUGUUAUAACUGUUAACAACUCACUAAAAAUGCCCACAUAGAUAGCAAUGCAGCUGUUGUUAACAGUUAUAACACAUUAUAAUACCUGACCGUGUAAUGCUUUAUAAUAUGUUAUGAUUAUUGCUAUAAAGCAUUAUGAUCAUUCAUGACUGUUUAUAACUGUAGUUAUACAGUGCUAUAACAUGAUUAUAAUGCAUUAUACAUAUAUUUAUAAUAUGUUAGAGAGAGAGGCGUCAAGUAAAGUGUUACCAAAGUUUCUCCUUCACCAUUAAAAAGUCUGUGUGUAUCACAUGGAAACAAAACAAGCCAUUGCCCUUUAUCAUUAACACGUGUGUUUUGUAUUUUGUUCCUGUCUCAGGAUGUGGGGAGGUUAAAUGGAAUUACAAUUUUGUGUGUACUAAUGUAUGAGGAGGCCAGCUGACUUUUAGAGCAGGAAAAUAAUUUCUCAAAAGCUAAAAAAGUAUUAUGAAAUGGAGAAACACUCCAACAUUGACCCUAAAUCACUGAUGUUUUUAGUCUAUAGAUAUUCUCCCCUCAGAAUCUUAUCUCCGUCUGCGUUGUCCUAUUUGAAUCCCAGAAAAAGAAGCCGAUCGUUAUCACUAAAGCUGCAUAACUUCCAGUCUGCAACUUACACUUGAUCUGAUUAGGGCUGCAGCAUUUUGCCCUUGGGCGAUGUCUGUAGCCUCGCAUGGAGGAGAGAUAACCCGAUCUCCACUCCUCUCUGGCUCUGAGUCCAAUUUAGCAGCUCAAAACUAUGAAUAAAUCUAACACUCCAUAAUUGAAUUCUUCAAACAGACCACAUUUUCAAGGUGAGACCCAAACGCAAAUCCAUUUUCUAGUCUUAACAAUGAAAAGUCAUUUCCAUCAAUCUUUAAAAGAAAAGGCAAAGAACUAUUUUUCAAUGUAAAGAAUAAUGAACUGUCUUCAGCAGUUUGAUUUAUGCUCAUUUAGAGCUUAACAUAAAUGCCACAAUGGUUAUUGUACUUAUGAAUUAUUUAAGUACUAUCUCGCCCUUUUCUUUUGUCCUGUAAUAGCGGUGUCUCAUUUCUUGUCCUGCAAUUUGGAAAAACAGAAAGAGAAGUCGAGGUGUAAUUAUGUCUCACUGCUUCAUCAUCUUUUUAACUAUGUGUUAACCAAAACAUGACUAAUAUUAAUACUUGUCCAAUCCUGCCUCUGAGAGAUGCCCAGAAUGAUAAAUUCCAUUAAUUGUUUAGAGGGUUAGUUAGUAUUUAUUCAGCACGGUUUGCCUAAUUAUUUCUCCCGACGUGUUUUGUCUUGUGCAUAAUUCUGCGUUCCUCAGGGACGCUGUAGCGAGUGGGUGUGCAGAAAGAGCCGGCUAAUGGGAUGGAGAUGGCGCUGAAUACCAAUGCUCUGACCGACCAGCCAGUCCUUCCAGGGACCAGACACUGUGUUUGUGUUUGUUGUUAGUGUGUGUAUGUGUAUGUGUGUGUAUUUGUGUUUUUUUGUGCAUGGCUGCACAUCACAUAUGCGUGUGAGUGCGUCUGUGUGUGUUUGCUCUGCUCGCUGCUCUGUCCCCACUCACAUCCCGUCUGGAUCGAAACCCUGCCCUUCCUGUGCUAAAAUAAACCCACCUUGGGAAGUCGAGGACCUUGCACAGAGAGCUGAGUGUUACACCUUUUGACUCCUGUCAUGCAGCAUGCAUAAAGUCUGUGACUUUGUGCAAAACACUUCAGAAAAUAAUAAAGUGUGAAUGGCAAGAUUGAGAUAUGUGUAGUUUAUUUCAGAGCUGAUUGCAGGUACUGUCCUUGACUGUGGGGUCAAUACUAAAGAGUACAAGCAAUGUGAUAGGGUGGAAAUCAGCUGUCUUUCAGUUCUGUCAAAUUCUGAGGAUGUACUAUCAGUCAAAAAUCUUAUUUCUGGGGCUUAACCUACAGGUAAAGAUGUGGAUAAUAGCUUCUUAGAAAAACAGGUAUCUUGAAUCUAAGAUGAAUUUUUUUUAACUUUUCUUUAUUCAGCUUUUAUUUAUUUUACCUUUUUUUGGAGGGGGGUGUAUUUUCAUCCAAAUAAGAGCUAAUAAAAAAACACUUAUGCCAAAGAAGGGCAAGAUUGGUAAUCUAAAAUCAUUCAAAACCUGCUCCCCAAAGAGGUUCCCACACUCAGACAUUAAAGCUCCUGUUUGUGUCAACUUUGGACAAACCAAAUAAGCAGUCUCUGCUUAUCUGGUCCUUUAUAUACUUUAGAGACAAAAAAUCCCACCCUGCUGAUUUUUCACAGUCAAUUUUAUAACAUAUAUGUAUCCUGAGCGUUUUGUAAAAGCGGAACUAGCGUUAUAGCGGAAUGGCUGGAAACUACCCCCUCUCACCAGUUUAAGAUAUCAAAAGUUUCAAUAAAAAAUUGGUCGGUCUUGCUUCUAAUGGUUUUGUUUGUUUUUGUAUAUCAUAAAAAGGUUUCUGUGUGAGUUUAAGUCUACUUGAAAAAUGUCAACAACAGAAAAAACGCUCACAGGAGCUUUAAAGAUAGCAAACAUAAUGAUUUUGUUGUAAUGGUAAACUUACCUUAAAGCAGAGAUCUACAUAAGUCCCAUAGAAAUGUACUAAUCUUACUUCUAAAUGAUAAACUCUGACAUAAUUUCUCUGUCUCUGUCUGCAGCUCAUAGUGGAGAAGACCACAGACUUCCCCUCUGCUGAGUUCUCUCUGGUGGAGGAUGUGGCUCUGCACUUCACCUGUUUGAUGGACAGGCUGAACGAGCAGCGCCUCUUCCAGCCCGACCUGUGUGACGUUGACAUAGUUCUAGUGCGUCAGCACAGCACCUUCCCUGCUCACAAGGGUGUGCUGGCGGCCUACAGCCCUUUCUUCCACUCCCUUUUCGCCCAAAGCAAACAGCUGCGGCGUGUGGACCUGUCGCUGGAUGCUCUGACCUCACAGGGUCUGCAGCAAAUCCUCAACUUCAUCUACACCUCCAAACUACUGGUGAGCAGCCGCACUGUUCGGGACGUGCUCAACGCCGCAACACUCCUUCAGAUGAGUGACAUCGCAGCUUCCUGUCGCGACUUAAUAAGCAGUCACUCUCUGAGAACCACCUGUGCUGAUAUGGCCAAUCAGGAGGGGCUCAGUGGUGAUCAAGUGAUGUCCCCCGGUCAGCUGUAUUCAGAGAUCAAACAGGAGUCAGAGCUUGGGAGGAUGUACAAGAGAGAUGGAAGCAGCCCGUUUUCUGUGAGGGUGGAGGAGGCAGGGAAGGUGGCCCCUCAGCAGAAGCAGUACUACCAGAAAGAGGAGGGGCCAGGGGGCGGGGCUAGUACAGGCGUGGCAGCUUUGUGUAAAGUUGAAAGCAAUGGAGAGGAGUCAAAGACAGCAGACGGCCACGCCUCCUUCAACAGAGACCAGAUCAUUGUUGAAGUCAACCUCAACAAUCAGACCCUGAAUGUGUCAAAGGGAUCAGAGGGAAAAUCGGCAACUGCCACGGACACAGCCACCAUAUUUGGUCAUUGCCAUGACAACGAAAGAGAUUCACAGGACGAUGAGGAGAAUGAGGUGGAGAAUGAUGACGCAGUAGGAGAUGAGGACGACGAUGAGCUUAAGAGAGGGGACCUACUUGGGCAAAGCAGUGAGGAGGAGGACGAUGAGGAAGAUGAGGAGGAAGAGGAAAACACUCUAAACAUUCCAGGGCUAGAGCAGGCGGCCAUGUUGGAUCGACCACGCCGAGGCACCAGAGCCUUCGCCAUGGCAGGUACAACUGCAUCCAUGCGACAGACGCUGACAGAGGCCACAUUAGCCAACCAGCGGCAGGCUGGGAAGAGGACGCUGGACGCAGAGGGGCCGGGCCAGAAAGUGAGGCUGGAGGAGAAGCAACAUUUCCCAUGUAAGAAGUGUCCCCGCGUGUUUAACAACCGCUGGUACCUGGAGAAACACAUGAACGUCACGCACAACCGGAUGCAGAUCUGCAACAACUGUGGCAAACGCUUCCUGCUGGAAAGUGAACUGCUGCUGCACCAACAGACUGACUGUGAGAAGAGCAUCCAGGUACGGCUAAACCAUUACUGCUAAAGAAACAGAUUCAAGGUUUGAUUGUCCAAUCAUUUUAUUUAGCGUAAUAAACAAAACCAAUGGACUUCCUGGUGAUCCAAGUGAAUCCACGUAAACAGAGCGAACACCUAGCUUGUAAAAGUGGAAACAAAUGUGCUUCUGAUGCAGUCAGUAAAUUUUGGUGGAAAAUGCAAAUGCAACGACUUCAGAUGAUUUAUUUUGUGUGAAACUAGAAUUCAAACUUCUGUGUUUCAAUCUGGGUCAGUAAACCCAAGUCCAGUCAACUCCUAAUCAGCCUAGAUAAAUUCUCUAUCUGCGUACCUCCACUGUUAUCCCCUCCACAGUGAGCAGCUGGACUCCUGCUGUGGUUUUGAAGAUCAUUUGCUGCUUUAAUCUACUGACUCUAAUUGCUUUUUUGCUACAGUGCACGCUCAAGUAUCUGUGUAUGCUCACACACCUGGAUUGUAUUUGCAAAGGCUGUUCCUGAUAAUGGUCUUCUUAAUAUCUCAUACCCAAACAGCUCCAGGGAUAACUACAUUUUUCCUUUCAUUUUGUGUAUUUCUCCUCUAGUGCGUAACGUGCGGGAAGGCCUUCAAAAAGCUGUGGUCUUUGCACGAGCACAACAAGAUCGUGCACGGCUAUGCUGAGAAGAAGUUCUCCUGCGAGAUCUGUGAGAAGAAGUUUUACACCAUGGCUCAUGUCAGGAAGCACAUGGUCGGUGAGUGACAGGGAAAUACAAGCUCCUGGAUUGGCUGCCUUGUUCCUGUUUGCUAAAUUAGGCUUCCUUUACUACAUCUCUCCAAUUGUUUGGAAGGAUUUGUUUUGGGUGUUGCUUUCCUCUUCCACUUUUUGGAUGAUAAGCAUCUUAUUUCCAAAGCAGCUUACAUCAUUCUUUGUUUACAAAUUUGUGUCAGCUGCUGAAAAAAGCGUUGAUAAAUUACUGAAGGUCAAAGGUGCUAUUUAUCUUUGUUAAAAAUACACAAAGCAGCUUAUCAAAUAGAUAAGACACCUUUGUGGUAAUAAAUGAGCAAUGAAAGCAUCUCAGCUAUUCCCUUAAGAGCUAUUUGAGGGGAGUUGUUGACUUACUUGAUCUCUUGCUUUGAAUUUAAAAUGAAUGGCUCAGUUUUAAAUACCACUAUCUUGUGCUGUGUGUUUGUGUGUUUGUGUGUGUGUGUAUAUACUCAGCCCAUACAAAGGACAUGCCGUUUACCUGUGAGACGUGCGGGAAGUCAUUCAAGCGCAGCAUGUCCCUGAAGGUUCACUCUCUGCAGCACUCAGGAGAGAAACCCUUCAAGUGUGAGGUUUGGGCUUCUUUUAUACACUUCUACUCUCCAACAUAACUCAAAGAAAGUAAUUUUUACACUGUGAUCAAGGUCUGAGUAUUAUCCGUCCAUUUUAAUCCAUUCAGUCUGGUAAACGAAAAACGAAAAAACGAGUUAAUAUUUUGUUUAUUUGUUUUUCUAUAUGACCAAAAAAUAAAAGAUUAGUGUUUGUUUUCGUAUCUUCAGUUCAAAACAGAAUAUAUAAUAAAGAUGGAAACAAAAACAAAAUAAUAAAUCUACUUUUAGUUUUCGGGUUAUUGAUGUCCCCAUUUCCCAUGGUGCCUUUCUACUGUUCGCAAAACUCCAGGCCAGGGCGGUAGAGAAAGGCUAACCUGCUGUCAUGGUGAUGGACCUAUCCUAUGUAUUAUUCAAAGCCACCAGGAGGGUAACGCUGAAGGAGGAAGAUGUGACUGUAGAAAAAAUUACAACCAGAGCUCUGUUACAAGUUAGAUUUUGCGCUCAAACCGCUCUGUCGCAUCUUUCGCCAUGGUAACUGUCGCUGAAGAUCAUGAAAAGGCCAAUGUAGCCUUCAUGCAUGUAUGCUCAAAACAGGCGCACUCAAAAUCAAUAAUUGUAAAUAAGAUUUAUUAUUUUGUUUUUGUUUUCUUCUCUAUUAUAUAUUCUGUUUUAAGCUGAAAAUACGAAAACAAACUUUAUUUUUUAUUUUUUUGGUUAUACAGAAAAACAAAUAAACAAAAUAUUGACUCAUCUUUUAAUUUUUCAUACUAGAUUAAAUGGAAUAAUUGAAUGGAGGGAUAAUACAUGGACCGAUCAACCUGUUGUUGAACCCAUAAUCUUUGAAAAUUUUCAGUGCUAACAUUACCUCAAAUGAGUCUCCAUGGCUUCUUCUUGUAAAAUACUCGUGAUGUUGAAUGUGGGAUUCAAGGCUGAUCAGAUCAUUGACUUUAUACAAGGAUGGGUGACAUGCUCUGGUCUCCCUCCACUGUGCAUUCAGGAGCUUGGGCCUGUCUAAUUUGUACUGUUCCUCUAACCAAACACAUGUAAAACUCUCUAAUAUGAAGGCAAAGUUCUUCAAAUUUGAAAAAAAAAAACUGAAUAGAAUUAUGACCCAGCUUUCCCACCUGUUAUAAAAACUUGAUCCUGAUCAGUCAAAUCCCCUUCACAAUGGUUGCUAAUUCUGAAUAAUACAGUAAGAGAAAAGCCAGCUUCACAUCGGGGUCCUGCUCACACUAUCACAAUUCUAAUUGUCAUAAUCACCUGCUCAAAAUAUUUCUCACACCAACUUCUCAAGGAAAUGACUAAGACAUGCUGUAUAUGAGCAUGAGCAAAGCUAACUUUAAUGACUUAAAGCAGUGGUUCUCAAGUCAGGUCCUCGAGGCCCACUGUCCUGCAUGUUUUGGAUGUUUCCCUGCUCCAACACACCUGAUUCAAAUGAUCAGCUCGUUAUCAAGCCAUUACAGAGCUUGAUAACGAGCUGAUCAUUUGAAUCAGGUGUGUUGGAGCAGGGAAACAUCCAAAACAUGCAGGACAGUGGGCCUCGAGGACUGGACUUGAGAACCACUGACUUAGAGGAUAUUCUUGAAAGAUUCAGUUUCUUUUAUGUCCCACUAGUUUACAUGGAGGAGGUGUGGUUUUUAGCUGUUUACUGCAGGCAGUUAGUUUAUGGAGUUCGAAGGCUCAAUCCCCGUUCACUUCUUUUUGAUUGUUUGUGUCUGAGGUUAGGGGUGUUCUGACUCCUGUCUGGAUGGGCAGAUAGGGUAAAGUGUUGAGGCCAUGUGGCCCCUAAAGAUGAGAUUUGUCAGAGAAACAAAUCGAAUUGAGUGUUAUGAACAAUCUCCCUGAAUACUUUGUGGAUUAUUGGUUAAAUGGCUGUUCAAACAACCCGAGAAACUCAUAAAGUCAUGUGGUUAUUAUUUGGUAUAUUUGAGUCUGUCCUUAGCUUGCCUAUCUGAAUAUGCCUGCAGCUUUUUGUGGAGAAGUAAUGUUUGAUUGAGGACCAAGAUUCUUAGAGUUGAGAAUAGUCGGGGAAAAAAGUCAUUAUCCAGCCAAGAGUUGGAUAAGGAGAUUGAUACACUCUCAUAUAUGCAAAUGGUUGGAUUAGCUCUGCAUAUAGACGAGAAACCUGGUGGGACACUUUGCCCGGUCCUGUCCUGGGACAGUCAGAGUGUGCUGAGUCAGGUUACCUCAGCCUCAUAUCAUUGUAGUAUCAUCUAUGUCGAUUACCCUUCAUCAGAAAAAGUUCAUGUAAAAGCUUUCCUAUUAAGUAGACACUGAUUGCUCUUCAGUUUGGGUUCCUGUACAACUGGGCAUAUACUCGUGACAAUUUCCAUAACUCAUCUGUGUCAUACCAAUAAAACAGUAUUUGAUUUUAAGUACUUUUUUGUUGAUUUUAUUAUGGAAAUCCAUCCCAAUGUGUUUUACAGAAGCACACUUCCCCCCAGCUGAGUAAAAUCAGAUCUGCCACAAAAGAGAGACUAACAUCUGUUUUUGUACUUUCAUGAAUGGGUUUCUUUCAGUCCUGAUGACAAUAAAAACUCUGACUUUUCUUUUCGUUACAACUAUCUGUGAUCUCUUUGCUUCAAAAUGUUGACUUUUUGCCUUUUCAGAACUGCAGUGAGCGCUUCCAGUACAAAUACCAGCUGCGGUCCCACAUGAGCAUCCACAUCGGACAUAAGCAGUUCAUGUGUCAGUGGUGUGGAAAGGACUUCAACAUGAAGCAGUACUUUGAUGAACACAUGAAGACACACACUGGUGAGGCCUCUUGUGCUCUAUCUCUGAGUGAACUACAGACACAUGGAGUAUCAUUAGCAUUUAUAAUUACUUAAAGCUCCUGUGGGAAGUUUUUUGACAUUAUUGAUAGAAAAUGAAAUUUGUGUUAUAGUUUUUUUUAAUAAUGUAAUACAGCCGACAAGACUGACUGUUUUUGGACUGUAAUUUUAAAUGCCCGAAACUGGUGAGAGUGGGUAGGUGUCAACAGCUGAAAAAAAAAGCCCUGUUUUUACAAUUUCCACAUAAAAUAUUCACAAUCAAUGUUAUGCUUUACAGGGAAAAGUCAGCAAGAUGAGCUUUUGUCAGGAAACAAUAAUCAAACAUGAGGAAGACAAGAUAAGCAAACUGUCCACAGGGGGCGCCAAAAUUGUCACAAACCAAAACUUCCUCACAGGAGCUUUAAGUCAUGGGCUCACUGUGUUCAGUGGGGUGACCUCCUUUUAGAUUAUAAUUAUUAUCAUUAUUAAUAUAAUUAUUAUUUAAUUUGCAUUGUAUCUUAUUCUUUUAUCAUUGUUUUUAUUGAUUUUUAUUGUUUCUAUUCAUUCCUUUUUAUUUACUAUGUAUUGUAAAGCACUUUGGUUCACCGAAAGGGUUGUAGUAAAGGGCUGUAUCAGUAAAGAACAUUUACAUUUACAAAUACUUUUGACAUUGCAAAACCAUAUUGGUUUUAGUAACUUUAAGUUUUGUGACAAAUGCUGAAAACACAACAAGAAGCUGUGAUUUUCAUUUGUUUGUGCCCCUCUUUGUGCAGGAGAGAAACCAUACAUCUGUGAGAUCUGUGGGAAAAGCUUCACAAGCCGGCCCAACAUGAAGCGCCACCGCCGCACCCACACCGGGGAGAAGCCGUACCCCUGCGAGGUGUGCGGUCAGCGCUUCCGCUUCUCUAACAUGCUCAAAGCCCACAGAGAGAAAUGCUUCCGCGUCAGUAACCCCAUGGUUACAGACGGCAAUAACCCCCUCAGCCUUGACCAUCCUCUUGGCUCACCUGCUGUGGACUCUUCUGGUCAGGUGCAGCUUGGGACGGCGAUCCCUGCCACGUCUGUGAACACACCCGCCGCUGCCUCCAGUCCACACCCUCUCCAUGGCACCCAGCUGUCUCUUCCCCUGCUGCACUCCAUGGGGGGAUUGCCUCCAACCCCUCAUUUACCCCCACCGCCUCCCCUGUUCUCAGCUGGUAGGAUGAACUCCAGCAACUAACAAAUUUCUGUAGCAUCUGAAGCACUUUUGUUACUUUUGUUUUUCUUAGAGCUUUUAAGAGGACUCCUGCAGCAGGAGCCUGAUACACCUCAGUGAGAUUUAAACUGGGGGGGGACUGACUGAAGGCUGCACGGAGGCCUCAUACAAACCCUCAUACACCUUCCACAAUAUGAAAUAGUUAUUUUUUACUCUGUUAAAUACAAUAGAAAACCUCAGAGUCCAGUUGGACAUGUUGUCACCACAGCUUCUCUUCAUCCAUUUCACAACUCUGUUCUGUUCUGGUGUCAAUAUUUCCCCACUACACACGCAUCUCUCCAGAGCCUUGCACAAUGCUUUGAUUGUAGCGUCUUUCUUUAACAAAAUGGGAGGAGGGAUUUCCUAAAUUCAGCGGUCAUAAGUAGAUCGGAAACCACACAAUAAGGAAAAAAUCUUUUAUUUUUGGUCAUUUUCUGCCAAGAUGUAGCGAGUGGUUCUGGUAUGACCCAGCAAUAACCAAAUGCUGAUUUGUCUUUGAGCAUAUACAUGUAUAUGGCAUUGCCAAUAACCAAAUCCUGUAAGCUCACCUGCUAUAGUUAGAAAAUGUUAUACAGCAUUUAUAAUCGAUCCUGCACCUUACAUUUAAUUCUAGUGAUAUUGAAAAUGUACUCCUACUUGUCUUCAUUUUUAUAAUUGUGAUUGUGCGUAAUUUGUGGCACGUUAUGUCGAUUUUGUAAGGAUGUCAGAGAAGUUGGGACAUGUGGAGAGUCAGCGGUGCAAUUCUAUGUGGUGGUUUUGUCUGUCUGUGUGUGUAUGUGAAAAUGUUUUUGAGAUUUGAAGCAGAGAAAGGUGAGGAUCUUUAUUUUAACGCUUGAGCUUCCCCAAUUCAGGAAAUGGAGUAAUUUGUUAACCUGCAUUUCUGCUUAUAUUAAGCAAACAUGCUCUGUUCCUGUAGAUCUGGCUUUGAGAAAAUAUCACACUUUUUUAUGACUUGGUAUAUUCAAUAUACUCUGAUCGACCGUAUAUUCCUCGGCCUAAAACUUAAUGUUGAUAUUAUACGGCCAACCAAACUCAAUUUCUUUUGAAAAGUAAUCUGAUAGUCAUAACAAAAUACCUUCUUACAUAGCUCAUUAAAUGUGCACAUCUUAUCAUGAUAUAUAAUGAAAUAAUCACAAUUAUAAUACAAUGCUUAAAUCUUUAAAAGAGCACUUAAGGUGAUUACUUUUGGCACAAUGGGUGCAAAAAAGCUCUUUGCUAUAUGAACUAGUAAAUUUCUUAUUAAGGUGACCCUGAAGUUAGGGUAUUUGAUGUGGCACUAAGAUGUGUCGGCACUUUUGAAAGUUGUUGUCAUGAACUGGAGUUGAGCUGAGAGAAUAUAAUCAAGAUUUUAUCUAAAUAUCUUUCUUUAAAUGAACGAUUUACAGUUUGGGAAAUGCACUUGUUAAAUUUCUUGGCGAGAGAUAAAGGUACAGUGUGUCGAAAACUCACCGCAUUAGAACAGACUUAGUAAAAAUUGAAAAUAAUGUUUAUAGGUGUGUUUAAAUCAGUGUAUAAUCAUCGAAUAUAAAAAUUAUUUAGCUUAAUAGUUUAAUGAGCCUUUUAUAUCUGCGCAAAAGCAGGUCCUCUUAUACUCACCAAAAUCUUGCACCACCAAGAUUCUAUUGUAGUGCAGUGCAGAUAAACUGGGGUGCAAAAUGCCGCAGCUGGAGGACAAAGAGAAGGGGAGGGUUUACGGGACAUGAGGGGUGAGCACAGGAGCAUUUCAAACUAGAAUCUAACAGCGAGGUGUUGCUGAAUAUUCCUAUUUCUACACACUGUACCUUUAAAUCCAAAAUUUGACACAACUUCAGAGUGCAUGGUAAGCUAGCAGCUGAUUCUUUCGCUCAACAUAAAGACUGAAAACAGGGAAACUGCUAGCCUAGCUUUAAGCAGGCAAAUGCUUGCUACAAGACUAAUUUCCCUUUUUUUCAGUCUUUUUUCAUAAGCUAAGCCGAAGAACAGCUCUAGUAGCUUCACGACACAGAAAUGCAAAAAGCAACACUUUUCCCAAAAUGGUUCAUUAAUAUUAAUAUUCAUUAACAAUCAAUAAUGAUCCAAAAAGAGUCUAGGUGCACUGUUGAGGCACUCCUGCUCACUUUAUCUAUUCAUAGCCAACUCGUAGUUUAGCAUUAACCUGUAAAUAAAGUUGAGACGUGUUUCUUCCUCGUGUUAAAUUCCUCAUGUUUACAUUCGGAGAGUCAGAUGAAUGUUGCCCCCACAUGUGUCAUGGCUGGUACUACGGAAAGUUGGAAAGUGUGGUUAAGCUUUUGUAAAUGUAAUAAGCUGUUCAUUCUUUUAUUUAAAUGACAGAUUGAAGCACUUUUAGUGUAGUCCUACACCUAAAUACAUCUAAGUUACAUGUAUUUGUUAAAAACAAUGGUAAAUGGUAAGGGCCACCUUAAAUGCCAUUUGAUAUUGGUACUUUUUCCUUUUUUCUUUUUUGUGUCUGACACAUGUUUUGUGUUUUUAUUUUGCUGCUUAUGUACAGGGUCCAGUUUGAGACUGCCCUUUAAAUGAAAAGUCAAGAGCUGUUGUGUUGUUGGGUAUAUUCUGGCUGUGAUUGAUCAAACUUACCUGCAGCAUCAGAGAGGAGCUACAACUCAAAUUGAUAUAGCAGCCAAUGAUUUAUACCCAUAUAAAGUUCAAUCUGUUUAUUGAUUAAUGUGACUUUUGAUUGUUGACAGAAAGCAAACUGAGGGCAAUUUGUUAGUCGCAAAACAAAAGGACUGAUGCUCUCUUGUGGCACCUUAGUGAACUGCACUCUGUAAGAGGUCUUACACUAAAUUAGGAGACAGGCCUUGUUUGAUCGUAGCCUACAGAACGAUUUGUAAGGCUGAAAAUGUUCAUAUGAAAUGUACUUUCCCACUUAACUGUUUUAAAAAGCACUUGCCUGAGAGACGAUACUGAGAUACUGUGGUUGGAGUUUGUGUAUUUGCCUUAUCUAAAGAAGGAACUGAAUGUUUUGUGUUUGGGGAUGAUGGUAAAAGAGGAGAUCAAGUAAAGUAGUCAAUACUACUGAUUUAUGCACUUUGAAUUUGAUUGCCACAAAAGCCCACGAUGGGGAAUAUGUAGAAGGUGAGAAAUAGGCAGCAUAGAUGUGUACUGAAAAAAAUUUCCACAAGUUUAAACAUUUCCAGAAGAAUCUAAACCCAAAGGCAGACAUUUGAUGCUUGAAAUGUUUGCUCAUAUUUGAUGAGCAAACAAUGUAUUUGUACCAUUUGUUCAAGUUGGAUUGGCGUAGCAGGGCUGUCCUGUGAUUUUGUUUCCUGGUGUAAGUGAAUAUCUUUUGUGUUAGGUUGUUAACACAGAGGGUAACUCAGCUGUGAGGAGUCAGCACACCUAGUCUGGUGUUUCUAUGCUCUGGAUUGCCUUUUUGCACUGUGCAAAACAAAAAUUUGACUCUUCCAGCUAUGGUUGUUACUGAUUAGUUUCUCCUUGAAUCACUGUAAGAGAAACGAGUGUUAGGUCUUUAGAGUUUGCUCUUCUGGAAGGUUAUGUGACUGUUGUAUUUUAUGCCAUGAGAAAUCAUUUGCCAAACUGAGAAAAGAAAGAUGUUGAUAGUCGUGAGCACUUUAUUCUCCAGUUCAGCUGGCACGGUUUGACGGCUGAUGGGUUGCAGUUUUUUAGAUUUAAACCUGCUGGUGGUGGCAUGUGUGUUCUGUUUGUUUCGUACUGCAUAAGAAUAUAAGAAAUUACAGAAAUGAGUCCUUGGCAGGUGUUUAGCCUACUUAAACAACUUUUGGUGGAAAGAAAACUGGUUCAGUGAAAUAAAACACUAGAAUAUACAUAUAUUUGUGAUGCGUCUCCACUCUAGUGGAGUAUUAAUCAGUCGCUGUAAUGAUGAGUCAAUCUGCAGAGGAUUAAUCAUAUUGGAGGUGGUUGAUACUGCUUGGAAGAUGAUUUUCAAAAGGAAAUUUAAUUGAAAAUGGUAAAUUUGCACACUUUGUUACAGAUGUGUGACAUGCCAUUUAGAGUAAGUGUAAUGAGUCUUUAGAUAAGGAACUUGAUAUUAACCUUUUUUUAUUAUUCAGGGGGAAAUCUUUCCUUAAUUCUGUUGUCAGUGCACAACACCUUCUUUUAAUUAUCAAAGUGACUAAACGACUCCUUAAGAAGCUGGACAGGAACUUAAUGAGCCCUGAUAUCUCCCAACUGCUUAAAAAGAAUAUAACAAGUUGAUUUAAGGAUAGAGUUUUUAUGUAUUGUAGUAACAUGAAAUGGUGUUAAAGCUGAGAUUAUAGACACUGAGAAGGGAAAUUUAGCUGUUUUCAAAGCUUUUAUUGUAGGCACGUAGUUUGUAUGUCUUUUAAUUAGCCAAAUCCUCCUACUCUAAGGCUUGCAGCCAAAGGCUCGAGUUAAUUUAGUCAAAGGUGGACCUGCCCUUGUCCUUAAAUGAGGGUCUGUCAGUGAUUAAGUGGGUGCCUAGGCACCACAGUGACUGUGCAUUCUUCAUUGUACCCCGGGCAAACGUUUGUCACAUAAUGAAGCUGUAAGUACGGCAGUCGGUACAAAGCAGAGUGUUCAAGGGAUCCCCGAAUUUGCCCUCCACUGGGAAUUGUAAAUUGUAGUUUUAAGUUAAGCUGCGGUAGCUGAAGUGUGCGUCUUAAAGGUUUUGAUUGUGUGGUCUUCAGUGUCAGGAAAACAGUUGGGAAUAAUAUGACAUUGGUAGGUAUAUACUGCUGAAGUGCCAUGAUAGUACUGAAGGGAAAGCUUAGUAUGUAGGUAAGAAUUUAAAUAAAUUAGUCACUUUAAAGGAUGCAAAAGUCUCCUUUUUAAAAAUGGACAUAUAUGUUUGUUUAUUCUUUCUCUUUUAGUUUGGACACAAAUUUAUGGAGCAAAAAAAACAAGAGACCAUCAAAAGAGUCAAAAAAUCUAGCUGUUUAUGUAGUUGGUUUAAAAUGGAGUAAAACAACAUCUCUGUGUGAGUAAAAGUUGAAGGUGAUCAGUAGUAAAUGAACAGCCGCUUAGUUUGGAGGAUGUCUUGUCAUAAGGCUGUUAGUUUUCUCUGGUCCCAGGUUCUUACAAGUGAAUACUUUAAUCCGUUUUCCAUCGCUCACAUUUCAAGAUAUAAUGUAAGGAAUAUUGGCAUAUUACAUUGUAUUGCCUUAUUCUAGCAAAAAAAAAAAAUAAAGAGCAGUAAGUGCUCAUUCACCUCAGCUAGCAUUCUCUGUUUUCUUUCAACAAAUAGACUUUUUUUUCUGCUGUCACAACAUUUAAUCAUGCCCGGCAGUGAUAAGACAGCAGUAAGCAGAUAUAUAUUCACUGGUUUAGUUUAAAAACAAAGUUAGCAUAAGCGAGGUGGCUAGCUAGCUAACCAACAAGUCUAGCUUGUUUUGUUUAGCCACCGGUAUUUUCAGUCAAGCCAGCUAGCAAGGCAAGCCUCUUAAUUUAACCAACAUCUUAACUGGUCACUGCACUUGGAUUUGAAUAAAGUGUGUUUUGACAUCUUUAAAUGUAGUAAAGACAAAAGGGAAAUUAAUACACAUUUAGAAAUAUUAGAAAAAUAACCGCACUUCAAAUGAAUUUACCUCUUGCUCUAGCUCUAUUUAAACUCACUAACUUAAAGUAUUGGUUAUUAAAUUGUUCAUCAGUUUUUUUGACUCAUUUGAUCGGUUCAGUUUCGCUGGUUUAUUGUGGUAAAGCUUAUUUUCAAUUAAUAACUUGAGUAUCUGGCUCCUUACAUUUUUUAAAUGGUAACUUUCCCCCUUUUUUGCUUAGAGAUCUAAUGGGAUCCAUAAGCAGUAAAAACCAAUGCCAUUUUUAAUUCUGAAGUAUUAUCCACAUACCCUCUACAUUUUCCAUACUUGUUCAUUCUGCAGUUGUGUUAAAAAAAUCAUAAUGUGUACUGUUAUAUGCUGAUUCUCUACUUUACAAUGUAAACACUAUGUCUUAGUUAACUCUGUUGUACAAAGACCAUGUGUAGGCCGUAGUUGUCAAGUUCAGCUAUAUUAAAAUACUAAAAAGCGUACAUGGACAUUAGUGUCUAGAGGUGCUAAUAACAUUAGACUGUAUUUUCUGUCUUUUAUUGUAUUAUUGACUAGUGUUAACUGUCUGUAACACAACAGAGUGUAAUGAAAUCAUUUCAAUAUUAAACAGUAUAGAUAUAUUAUUGCAUAA
Molecule: messenger RNA, 33250 nt
Organism: Xyrichtys novacula (pearly razorfish)
Lineage: Eukaryota; Metazoa; Chordata; Actinopteri; Labriformes; Labridae
Source: the annotation of a GenBank genome assembly